Molecule: messenger RNA, 1913 nt
Organism: Arabidopsis thaliana (thale cress)
Lineage: Eukaryota; Viridiplantae; Streptophyta; Magnoliopsida; Brassicales; Brassicaceae
Gene: BR6OX2
Product: brassinosteroid-6-oxidase 2
Exons: 9
Coding region: 142-1539 (465 amino acids)
Biological process (GO): brassinosteroid biosynthetic process
Cellular component (GO): endoplasmic reticulum; membrane
Molecular function (GO): oxidoreductase activity, acting on paired donors, with incorporation or reduction of molecular oxygen; heme binding; iron ion binding
Source: RefSeq, marked reviewed
UUGGUCUUUAGGUUCCUAUAUAAACAACGCCACACACACCCAUUUAGUCCCAACCAAAGACUCUUUACCAUCUCUUUCUCUCUCUGUUUGAAGACAUAGCACAAAAAAAAAAAAAAAGACAGAGCAAAAAAACACACAAAGAUGGGCAUAAUGAUGAUGAUUUUGGGUCUUCUUGUGAUCAUUGUUUGUUUAUGUACUGCUCUUCUCCGAUGGAACCAGAUGCGAUAUUCUAAGAAAGGUCUUCCUCCUGGAACCAUGGGCUGGCCAAUAUUUGGUGAAACGACUGAGUUUCUUAAACAAGGACCAGAUUUCAUGAAAAACCAAAGACUAAGAUAUGGGAGUUUCUUCAAGUCUCACAUUCUUGGUUGCCCAACAAUAGUCUCAAUGGACGCAGAGUUAAACAGAUACAUUCUAAUGAAUGAAUCGAAAGGACUUGUUGCCGGUUACCCGCAAUCUAUGCUUGAUAUUCUAGGGACAUGCAACAUAGCUGCGGUUCAUGGCCCGAGCCACCGGCUAAUGAGAGGCUCGUUGCUUUCUUUAAUAAGCCCAACCAUGAUGAAAGACCAUCUCUUGCCUAAGAUUGAUGAUUUCAUGAGAAACUAUCUUUGUGGUUGGGAUGAUCUUGAGACAGUUGAUAUCCAAGAAAAGACCAAACAUAUGGCAUUUUUAUCAUCGUUGUUACAAAUAGCUGAGACUUUGAAAAAACCAGAGGUUGAAGAAUAUAGAACAGAGUUUUUCAAGCUUGUUGUGGGAACUCUAUCGGUCCCGAUCGAUAUCCCGGGAACGAAUUACCGCAGUGGAGUCCAAGCAAGAAACAACAUCGAUAGGUUAUUGACAGAACUGAUGCAAGAAAGAAAAGAGUCUGGAGAAACUUUCACAGACAUGUUGGGUUACUUGAUGAAGAAGGAAGAUAACCGAUACUUGUUAACCGAUAAAGAGAUAAGAGAUCAAGUGGUAACGAUCUUGUAUUCCGGUUAUGAGACUGUCUCUACAACCUCCAUGAUGGCUCUUAAGUAUCUCCAUGAUCAUCCAAAAGCUCUUGAAGAACUCAGAAGAGAACAUUUGGCUAUAAGGGAGAGAAAACGACCUGACGAACCGCUCACUCUCGACGAUAUUAAAUCGAUGAAAUUCACUCGAGCUGUGAUCUUUGAGACAUCAAGAUUGGCAACGAUUGUUAAUGGUGUCCUUAGGAAAACUACUCACGACUUAGAACUCAACGGUUAUUUAAUCCCAAAAGGUUGGAGAAUUUACGUAUACACAAGAGAGAUUAACUAUGAUACAUCUCUUUAUGAAGAUCCAAUGAUCUUUAACCCAUGGAGAUGGAUGGAAAAGAGCUUAGAAUCAAAGAGCUAUUUCUUACUCUUUGGAGGUGGAGUUAGGCUUUGCCCUGGAAAGGAACUAGGAAUCUCGGAAGUCUCAAGCUUCCUUCACUACUUUGUUACAAAAUAUAGAUGGGAAGAGAAUGGAGAAGACAAAUUAAUGGUCUUUCCAAGAGUUUCUGCACCAAAAGGAUACCAUCUUAAGUGUUCACCUUACUGACUAGUUUUGUCCUAAUAUUGAAAAAUGUGUAAAUAAAUCUAUUAAGGGUCAUUUUGUAGGGCUAAUUAACCUAUUUUAUCUAUUAAAUCUCUCAAGAUCAUAGAGGAGAUGGAUAAUGUACAGAGAGAAAGAGAGAAGAAGAAAAUGGAAUAUAGAAAAAAAUAAAAUAUUUGAAAUGUUGAGCUUAGUCUCUUAUCUUGUAAAUUUGUAACCCAUAAAUUUUUACAUUUCAUAAUUACGUUCUGUGUUUUUUUUUAGUCUAACAUCAUCGUUCCAGUUACAAUAUUUGUUUUUCUUUUCUGAUGUUCAAAAACUGUCCAAGACUUUGUGAAUGAUCUGAAUAAAAAGCUUGUUUGUUCGUGAAACUAUAUGAG